AUGAAAAAUGAAUUGAAAUCCGUCCAACUUGAAACGAGGCAACAAAGAAAAUCCAGAAAAAUCCUUACAAAACAAAUUCACAGAACUGAACGUUUUGAUUUUCUGUCAAUGAGUACGUCAGAAAAAUCUUCUUUUCUCCUCCAAUAUGUCAAGUUUCUCCCCCUUUUAUUGCUUUUUUUACCUAUUUUUAUAUUCACCAUUGUUUCUUUUAUUUCUUUUGCCUCCACACCGUUACUUCCUCGCUUUUUUACCGUUUCUUCCUCGCUUUUUUACCGUUUCUUUCUCGCUUUUUUACCGUUUCUUCCUCGCUUUUUUGCCGUUUCUUCCUCGCUUGUUUACUGUUUCUUCCUCACGGUUUUACCGUUUCUUUCUCACGUUUAUACCGUUUCUUCCUCACUUUUUUUACCGUAUCUUCAUCACUUUUUUUACCUUUUCUUCCUCACUUUUUUACCGUUUCUUUCUCACUUUUUAUCGCUUCUUCCUCACAUUUUAUCGUUUCUUUCUCACUUUUUACCGUUUCUUCCUCACUUUUUACCGUUUUUUUCUCACUUUUUAUCGCUUCUUUCUCACUGUUUUACCGUUUCUUUCUCAUUUUUUUUACCGUUCCUUCGACAUUUUUUACCGUUUCUUCGUCGCUAUCUUUUUACCGUUUCUUCUUCACAUUUUUACCGUUUCUUCCUCACAUUUUUACCGUUUCUUACUCACUUUUUACCGUUACUUCCUUACUUUUUUACCGUUUCUUCCUCACAUUUUACCGUUUCUUUCUCACUUUUUCUCCAGGUUUUCCAUGAAUUUUCUGCUCAUUAUUCUCAGUCUUUUCUUCGCGGCUUUCUCUUUUUUAAACCGUUUCUUUAUCAACUUUUUCUAAAGUUUUUGUCACUUUCCCUCCUUCCUCACCCUUUGCCCCCGUUUCUUUCGUGUCUUUUCUACCCAUUUUCCCUCCUUCCUCACCCCUUGCCCCCGUUUCUUUCGUGUCUUUUCUACCCAUUUUUCCUCACUAUUUCCAAGAGUUUAUUCUGCAUUUCCCAAUAUUUCUCUUUUGUCGCCUCCUCGCGUUUCUUUAUUGGAAAUUUUUCCCUUUUCUUUUUUGCGUUUUCUUCCAGUUUUUCUUCAAUUAUUUCUUUUUUCAAUUUAUCAUUCAGUAUCUCUUUCGCUUUCUCGCUUUCUCGCUUUCCUCACAUGUUCCUUUCUCGCAUUCCCUACAUGUUCCUUUCUCGCUUUCCCUACAUGUUCCUUUCUCGCAUUCCCUACAUGUUCCUUUCUCGCUUCCCUACAUGUUCCUUUCUCGCUUUCCCUACAUGUUCCUUUCUCGCUUUCCCUACAUGUUCCUUUCUCGCAUUCCCUACAUGUUCCUUUCUCGCAUUCCCUACAUGUUCCUUUCUCGCUUUCCCUACAUGUUCCUUUCUCGCAUUCCCUACAUGUUCCUUUCUCGCUUUCCCUACAUGUUCCUUUCUCCUUUCCCCUACAUGUUUCCUUUCUCGCUUUCCUUAUUUCCUUUCUCGCUUUCCCCACAUGUUCCCUUUCUCACUUUCCUCCACAUGUUCCUUUCUCGCUUUCCCCUACAUGUUCCUUUCUCGCUUUCCCUUACAUGUUCCUUUCUCGCUUUCCCCCCUACAUGUUCCUUUCUCGCAUUUCCCAUGUUCAUUUCUCGCAUUCCCUACAUUUUCUCGCUUUCCCACAUGUUCCUUUCUCGCUUUCCCUACGUGUUCCUUUCUCCCUUUCCUACAUUUUUUUCUCAAUUUUCCUCUGUUCCUUUUCCUUUCCAUGUUCUUUCUCGCUUUCCCUCGUUCCUUUCUCGUUUUUUUUGCUUCAUUUCCUUCGUUCCUUUCUCGCUUUCCCCUACGAUUCUUUUCCCUUUCCUCUUUCAUGUCGUUCCCUUUUCCUUUCUCACUUUUUUUCCUUUCUCGUCCUCCAUCAAUUUUCCUCUUUUUUUCCAACUCGUCGCUUUCGUUUUUUUUUGCUUCAUUUCUUUCGUGCAGAUUCUUCCCUUUCUUUCAUGUCGUCUUUUUCUCAUUUUUUCCUCGUCCUCCAUCAUUUUUCCAAUUAUUUAUUUCUAGGCCUUUUCAGUCGUUCUUUUCAGUUCUUUUCAGUCCUGUUCAGUCGUCCUUUUCAGUCCUGUUCAGUCGUCCUUUUCAGUCCUUUUCAGUCCUGUUCAGUUCUUUUCAGUUUUUAUCAGUUCUUUUCAGUCAUUCUUUUCCGUUCUUAUCAUCCGUUUUUUUUCGCUUUUUAUUCUUACCUUGUUCAUUUUCCGUUCGUUGCUUUGUAUUUAUUCCAUAUGCGGCCUCUAUUUCUUUUAAUUCCUUUUUCUUUCUUUUGCGAAUUGGACUCAAGCCAAUACAAGUUCAUUAUUAUUAUUAUUCUCUUUCUGUUUUUUUUUCUCUUUCUUUCUACUUACCUCACUGUGGGGCUUUGAGGAAUCACUUACUUUUCUCUUCCCUUCUUUCUUGUUUCAUUCCUAACCUAAAAGUUUCUUCGGUGAAAUUAAUGGUCGUUCUUUUUUUUUUUUUCUUCUUGCCUAUUCCUGCGUUCAAGUGGUGGUUCACUUCAAUGCGACACCUUUGCAGAAAAAGGGCUGGAAGCGGUGUCUCCUCACGUACAGCCUAA
Messenger RNA from Acanthosepion pharaonis, 2604 nucleotides. NCBI's taxonomy places the organism in Eukaryota, Metazoa, Mollusca, Cephalopoda, Sepiida, Sepiidae. The record is from the annotation of a GenBank genome assembly.